This is a messenger RNA of Telopea speciosissima, 1209 nucleotides long. RefSeq lists its product as uncharacterized. The transcript has 3 exons. The record is from RefSeq and is a predicted model, not a curated record. Bases 1 to 1209 code for a protein of 402 amino acids. NCBI's taxonomy places the organism in Eukaryota, Viridiplantae, Streptophyta, Magnoliopsida, Proteales, Proteaceae.
AUGUCUUCCUCUGACGACUCUGAUCCGACUUCGAUUGGAGUUGGAUUUGUUGAGGAGUCUUCUUCUGGGUCGUCUUCCCCCAUGGAUACUUCUGCUUCCUUGCCUUCCCCCAUUGCUACUGAUGGGGAAGAGGCUUCUGGAGAUUCUGCUCCUAGUAGAGGUCGUCAGGCCUCCCGAGCUUCUACUUCUGUUGGCGACCUUAGGAGCAAGUUGGCCCAUAUUGCUAGCAUCUUGACUUCUUCAGACUUGGCGUCCCUCCGCCAGGAGUUCCAUACACCACCUGAGGUCUUGCUUUGUGUCCCUGGAUCGGAUGAUCGUGCUUACUCCCACCGAGGAGAUGAGAAGAGGAGCGCUCAGGAUGCUGCUUCUGGGGGUGGUUCUUCUGGUGUAGUACCCCCAGCUUCUUCUUCUCCUCCUGUGGUCAUUGGGACCAAGAGGAAGGGGGGUGUUGAUCCCCCCAGCUUGGUGAGGACUGGGCCAAGUGUUAUUCUUCCACGGACGUCUCCUCCUGCUUCCACCCCCGGGUUCGCUGCUCCACCCCCUUCUGAGGGGAAAGGGGUGGCCUCUGCUCCUGCUGGCACUACCGCUGAUCCGGCGACCUCUUCUCCUUUGGUGUUGGCAUGGGAUCUUCUGGAGGGAGCGACCUUGGCCACUCGUGGUGUGAGUCGAGAGUGGUUGGACCUGGGUAGGCUUCCCGCGGAGCGUUCAGCCCUCCGGGGGAUCAGUGACACCACGCUCUCGCAGAGUCUCUAUCAGGGCAUGGCUUCUGAGGAGCUCGAGGCGGCUACCGUUGUAGCGGCUCAGAGUUCUUCUAGAGUCCGGGCCUUAGAGGAGGAGCUCCGCGCUGUGAGGCAGAGACAUGAGGUGGAGUUGUCUGAGGCUGGGGAGCGGGCAGUAGCGGCAUACCAGCGGUCUCUUGAGAUCACUGAUUACUUUCAUCAGUAUAACCAGGAGAUAUACGAUGGAGGCAUCAGGGACUUGGCGGUUCACAACCUAGAGAGGACCCCUGAUUAUGAUUUCUCGGGGUUCCCAGAGGUUACCAUAUUGCUUCCUGAGACUGUUGCAGUGGGUCGUGUUCCUCCUGAGGAUGGCGCCGCGAUGACAGAGGAGGGUGUGGUCACACCAGAGGAGAGUGUUGCUCCUCAUGCUGAUGCUGAUUUGAUGUCUCCUUCUGGAUCAAAGGCUGCUCCUCCAUUGGAUGCCCCAUGA